Messenger RNA from Malassezia globosa CBS 7966, 465 nucleotides. RefSeq lists its product as uncharacterized. NCBI's taxonomy places the organism in Eukaryota, Fungi, Basidiomycota, Malasseziomycetes, Malasseziales, Malasseziaceae. The transcript has 2 exons. The record is from RefSeq and is a predicted model, not a curated record. Gene Ontology annotation, biological process: maturation of LSU-rRNA from tricistronic rRNA transcript (SSU-rRNA, 5.8S rRNA, LSU-rRNA); ribosomal large subunit assembly. Gene Ontology annotation, molecular function: rRNA binding. Gene Ontology annotation, cellular component: nucleolus. Bases 1 to 465 code for a protein of 154 amino acids.
AUGUUUCCUUUUUUUUUCUUGUUCUGGUCUGGAAGCUUGGCCUCGCAGAAUGGGAUGGGGUACUGGGGCAACCCGCCUAUUGGUGCAUUCAUCAUGCUUCGUGUAGGGAAGCCGAAGAAUGCGCGAUCGAAGCGUGCGCUCGAGAAGCGCGAAUCGAAGGAAUUCGAACAUGCAAAAACGGCUAUCUUUGUGAAAGGCACAAAGACGUCAGAAAAGGUGAAUAUGGCACUCUCGGAGCUGGCAUUACUCAAGAAGCCAGACGCCGUGGCGUUUAACAAGCGAAACGAUGUUUUACCAUUCGAAGAUGCGUCUAGUAUUGAAUUCUGGGGCCAAAAGAACGACGCAAGUUUGUUUGUGGUCGGAAGCAGUCAAAAGAAGCGACCUGAUAACCUGUGCUGGGUCCGUUUGUUCGAUGGACAGGUUCUCGAUAUUCUUGAAAUGGGUGUUUUACACGCGACAGCAUGA